UACAAAGCUGGUUGUUAUUAACUGCUGGGUGUACUGUAUCUUAAGUCUAAAUCUAGGAUAGCCAACUCAGCCGCUUAAAUUAACCUUCAGGACGAAUGACACGAUGCAUGAAAUUCCUCCAGUAUACUUUCUUCCGACAUAAUGAUGAUAGGCGCUAUUGGUCUGAUCACAUAGUCUCAGGAGAAUUUAAGUGAACAGUUUUGACGUCAGACGUGAGAAUCACCGGCACGUCCAAUGGGGUACAACACAAGACCGUCUCUGCUUGAAAACUGCAUAUCAAUGUUAACCGAGGAACAAUACGCUCCAUCCGAUCAGACACUGACUGAAAAUAACGACGUGAUCUGACAGCGGUGGGAAACCAUAUGGAGGAAGGACAAGGAACUGCUAUGAUUCACUCUCUUGCUGCAGCAAUGAGCAACCAACUCCAAAACACCUCUUCCUUGAACUCGGUAACCUUGAGUUUUCAAGAUGGAAGGAACUCCUCGCCCGUUCAGACCUCCGAGCUUCAACCGAUUGUAGUCAACCCCUGGGACAUAGCACUGUGCAUGACGGGAACCCUGAUCUCCUGCGAAAACGCAAUUGUAAUCGCCAUCAUUUUUUACACGCCCAUCCUGAGAGCGCCUAUGUUCAUCCUCAUAGGAAGUCUUGCCUUUGCAGACUUACUGGCUGGGCUCGGUCUCAUACUGAACUUCAUCUUCACCUACAUGAUCAGCACGGAAUUCGUAAAUUUGAUAUCAGCCGGACUGCUAAUCGCUGCGUUCUCUGCCUCCGUGCUCAACAUCCUGGCGAUCACAGUGGACAGGUACCUCUCUCUUUACAACGCGCUGACCUACCAUACAGAGAGAACUGUAACAUUCACCUACGUCAUCGUGGUCCUCAUCUGGCUGGUUUGCGUCGCACUUGGCGUGAUGCCAGUUUUGGGAUGGAACUGUCUGCAAGACGAGUCCACCUGCAGCAUAUGUCGACCAGUGACUAAAAACAAUGCCGCCCUGCUGGCGAUAACCUUUUUACUAAUAUUUGCCCUCAUGAUGCAGCUUUACUUGCAGAUCUGCAGGAUAGCUUUCAGGCACGCGCAACAGAUCGCGGUGCAGCAUCAAUUUAUGGCCACCUCCCACGCCUCUUCUACCACCAAAGGUGUCUCCACCCUCUCCGUCAUUCUCGGCAUCUUCGCGCUGUGCUGGAUACCCUUCGCGAUGUACUCCCUCGUGGCUGACUCUAGAUAUCCCAUGGUCUACACAUAUGUUACUGUUCUACCGGCGACUUGGAGCUCAGUCAUCAAUCCUAUAAUUUAUGCCUUCAGAAACCCCGACAUCCAGAAAUCCCUGUGGCUCGCGUGCUGCGGAUGUUUUCCCUCCAGCUUCUCCUUGCGGCCAAGGACGUCAAGUGACGUGUAGCUACAGUUUUUCCACAUAGUAUGGUUCAUAUUUUUCAUAUCUAGGUUACUCCAUAAGUUUCUUUUUGUUUUUUGUUUUUUGGAAAUUAUUCAAGCUCUCGGGAAUGUGUGAACUAUGCAUUGUCAUAGUGAGGUCAACAAAACAGGAGAUACGGGCCUAUAUCCACAUGUGUUCCAGUGGUAACCCCUCUAAUGCAUGUUCUCCCCGUGUUCGCGUGGGUUUCCUCCGGGUACUCCGGUUUCCUCCCACACCGAAAAACAUGCAUGUUGGGUGUACUCCUGCCAUUGCCCUUGACCAAGGCACUGGCCUCAGAACUGGAGUUGAUCCCUGGGCGCUGCACUAUGGCUGCCCAGUACUCCUAAGUAACUAGGAUGGGUCAAAUUCAGAGGGCAAAUUGUCCCACGAGGUUCAGUAAAGUCUGUCUGUCUAUCUAUCGAUCUUUCUAUCUGUCAAUCUGUCCGUCUGUCUGUUUCUGCCUGUCUGUCUGUCUGUUUGUCUAUUUCUAGUACAGAGGGGAAAGCCCAUUCCUAGUAUAUUUGAACAUAAUAUGUAUUCAUUAAGAGCUAUGCAGUGUUCAUUUCUUUUUAACUCCCGGUUAAUUGUAUAGCGGAAACGGAAAUCUGUUCUCUGUUGUGGUAGGAGUCGCUUUUGAAAGUGGGUUUCAAAAGUGUAACCCAGAAUCGCUGAGGUAAAUAAAACCUAAUGAUUCCAAUAGCUCAUCAUACCAUACUGCCCAGUAUUGAAGUUGACAUACGCUAAAAUAAUGCCGAAUAGCCUAAUGUUUUUAUUUUUAUUUUUUUAUUUUUUUAUUACUGUGAUGCCGAUGUCGAUGUAGCUGUCACUAGGAAGCGGACUGCCUGUGUUUACAUUGCAAUGUAGGUUCCUCUGUUUCAUUUUCAUAUCUACUUUACAGCGCAUAUUGCUAUAAUAACAAUGAAAUAUGAUGAAAACCUAUGUCGCAUUGCUUAUACAUUCAGCUGAAGACUUUUCACUGAACUUAAUAGGCCUCUUUAAUGGAAAAUAAUAGAUAGAUUCGCUUUAAAGACCCAAUGACCCGUGACCAAAAUAUGCAUUUAAAUACUUCAAGCCAAUGGGAAAAUAAUUUGAUAAUGGCAAAUGACACCCCAUAAGGGCAAUGUAUAAUUCAACUACGAUUGAAAUAUAAUCAUCCGUAGAGCCGCUGUUUACAUAACCAUCGUAAUACUGCCUGUUUGAAUGAAAUGCUAUAACACCAGUCAAAAUAUCACAACUGGAAUACAGGGUUUUUCAGCCAGCAAUGUUUGUGAUAAGUAGGCCAUACAAUUCAAUCCGCCAAGUAUUUUCAGCACCACGGAUAGCGGACAGCGAGUUUAGCCUGCCUCGGGUUCCCACAGAUAGACAUGCCCACUCUAGCACUUAACUGUACACGAAUAAUACAUGAGAUAGGAAAACAAAUAUUCUAUUUUGCAUAAAUGAACACGCUUCCUGGGGAAAUACUGACAGCCAGGAGUUUCAGCCAAAUUUAUUUUUACGGUGAGCGCGCUCAGACGUCAUUCCAUUGAGACAUGUAUAGUUAUGGAGUACGAAUCAUGCUAGGCAGGCUCGCAUUACACUGUAUAUCUUUCGCUGCAAUGUGUGUGACUGAUACGUGAAUAGUAGCUUGUAGGUUAUUAAUUUUUCAUACAGAAACUAAAUCGUAUCAAGAGAACCGUUUACAAUUUACAAUACAAGAGCGAACAUGUCUCGACAACCUAAUCUUAUUUAAUGUACGAUUCUUCCUUAAAUAGUGGAUGACCCGAGGAAAUGUCCUCCUAUUUUGCGAAAAGUGGCAAUAAUUUCGCGUUUUUAAUGCAAUUUGAAAGAGGGAGGUCAAGUCAGUAUGGCUUAUGGUCCGCACAACACUCUAGGAACAACUUUAUUACUUAAUUGUUUUUUGUUGUUGUUUUUUUUGGUCAAUUGUGUUAAAUAUUUAAAGAGAGGGUGGUAUGAAGUGACAUCACAAUCCAAUAGAAUGUACUAGAAAUAAUUUAAUUAGUUCACAGCCCGCAUUUCCCACAUUUUUUCAUAUCCCUCAGAUUCACCUCACUUCAUGGUCGACAUCUCCUAGCGGUUUAAAUCACUCCACUGUGGUUUAAAUUACAAGUAUUAGUGUACAUGCGCUUAUCAAACUGGCAGAGAGAAAAACUAAACAACAGGACAGAUCUGUUGUGCAGGCCUUAAUUUUUUCAGUAAUUGUUUUUAUAAAAGGUCCCCUGCAAUAUAGCUAAAAAUCCGGACAAUAUCGAGCAUCUACGUGCUAGCUAGUAUAUGUGAACAGCCUAGGCCUACUGUACACUGUUGACACUAGCACCCACAUUGCCCUAUAUUUCAUUCAUUAUGGGACAUAUUCUGCAAAAUGUAUCAAGUGUACUGUAAUCCAUUGACAAAUUAACAGCAUUUCCUCGGUCACUGCUUCCACCCAAAUAUUUAGAGUUUUUAUGUGAUCAUCACAAAUGUGGUUCAUUUGAUAUAUUUUAUGAAAGCAUUCAUCCCCCCCACCCCCCCUCCCCCCCAUGGACCUAUUGAUUUUAAGAGAAUGUUUUUUUUUUUUUUAAUUCUUUUUUUUUUAGAAUAUAGCCUGAUCAGCUACGUUGUAUGUCUGACUCGCACUGUAGUGGUAAACUAUUGUCUGAAACUGUACUUUAACUGAAUUAAACUGAGGCUACUCUCAUGCUUUCAGACUUAAGUGCAGCAUAAAGCGCGGUUAAUCUUGGGCUGGUUUAAAAAAAGACAAAUACAAAUAUAUUACAAGAAUGCUGAUUUGAAUACAUUUAUAUCCCAUUACUAGAACAAUCUGUGUAGCACACAUUUUUUGAAACUGUACUACCGUCAUUUAAGUAAACACUUUUUUGGUGUUUAUUAGGUAAAAUGUUUUCAUAUUAGAGUGAACCACAUCAUUAUUCAAUGCUUUUACCAAAAAAGUGACACAAACUCUAACAAAACUUGACAUCUCUGACAAAUGGCGCACACAAACUGAUGUACUUUUUAAAAUACUUAAAAAAAUAUUUUCAAGUGGUCUUUUAUAUUGACUCAUUUGGGGGGGGGGCGGGGUAGUAUUCAUUAUGAGUAUGCAAACAAUCAACAACUGUGUUAUAUAUAAUACUGCAAAGAUAAAUACAAUUGUUUCAACUGUUGGUAAAAACACUUACUUUAUGACAUGCAGAAUCUCAAAUAUCUUCUGGCCUUAUUUAUGAUACCUUGCAAUAAUGUACAAUGUGUAAUGUACUGUAUGAUAUAAUAUGUCAAAACAAAAAGUAUGUUUCAUGUAAAAGCUAGUUAAUAUAUGUUUAAUAAGAAAAUAUGAGGGAUAUAUUCAUAUAUGUCAAAAUGUGUUAUCUUGACAAAUACUUUUUGCUGCCACUUUCUUGUAUUUUAGUCCUUUUCUGUAAAACUGUAUUUUGAAACAUAUGUAUUUUUGUAUGCAACAUCAAAUGCAUUCCAUUACAUGACAAUAUAAGCGCAUUUUGACAUAUAUAAAGGAAUAUAUUCCUUUUAGUAUUAUAUAUCUUAACUUAGUUUUUUGUAAGGAUUGGCAGCCUUCCCAUUUCUGCCCACUUGUCAGUGAGUGAAAUAUCACUGACUCACUGAUAAGUUUAGAAAUAAAUGAAAAAAGGACUUGUUAGUGGACAAAUUCGCCAAAAGCCAAAAGAAGCACGUGCAAAACUAUUUUCGAUCCAAAUGUCCUAUUUUAUAGUUGAGAUAUUGUACAGCAACUCUCCAUUUUCAUUUUCAAUGGAAGAUGAGGCAGAAACAGAGCAUGACAUAACCAUAGACCCAGGACCAGUUCUAGGUAAAGGUGUGAUUGCCUAGAGCGCCAUCCAACUGUCUGGAGGGGCACCCCCCCUCCAUCCGUGGUCCACAAUCUCACCCAGGGUGGCACACAGGCUAGACCUGGGCCUGCAUGGGCUGUUGUGUUCUCUUUCACUCUUUACUUAAUCUAAUGGAAUUCUGGGACCAUAGUCACUGGACCAUACAUUGCUUUGUGGCAUUUGUAUGUACUGUGUAACUGUCUAUGUGGAUAUUGUACACUAUUAUUUAACACUCCAAGGCCUGAAGUGUCAUGUGAGCAAUGUCAGGCUGUAUUUGCUUAAUCAGUGCAUGUAGGAAAUGUAUCCCUUGCCAACUCAUGUAUUGAUGACAUGUGUACGAAAUGAUAUUGGUAUUCUUAGUCAAUAUAGCCCUGAUCCAAUUUUCCUCAAUGCCUAAAAAACAUGACAAAAAACAUGAACAUGAAAAAACAUGACAUAGAUUCCAAAUUUUUACAGUAAAAUCUUUCCUUCAUUAUAUAAAAUAUCUAUUUCCACUGAGUCAAGAAUGAAACAUUUGAACUUUUUCUGUGGAAACUUGGCCAGAAACAAGACUCUUCAUUUUUGUUCAAGCCAAAUUGUUAUAUCAAAUGGUUCUGUUUAAAAGCAUGUGUCCAAACUAACUGACAUUCAAUUUGUCUUUAAAGUUGGUUAAAUCAUGUAAGGAUAAGUCACAUUUGUUAUUAAUUUUAGUGAUUACUGUACUCCAGUACAUGUGUUGACAUAAAACAGCAGCUAUUAUUUAAUUUCAAACAUACGUCCAAAGGGCAAUCAGACUUAAUUUGGCCCAGAGUUUACUGAUAGAUUGUAAGGUCAUCCGUGAUUUGUGUCAACAACUCCCAAUGCUUAUCAGUUAGUGUAGUGUGUUUUGAAACGAGUCUUAGGAGGCCACAAAAACAUGCAGUGACCCAGUAAUUAGCAGUGAUCUCACUCAUUAUGAGCACAGGAACAAACUGACAGUGAGAUACAACUGUGAAGAUUUCCCCUGUGAAUUCACAUAUUUUGUUGCACAUUCCAUUGUUUUCACUCUAAACUGUAUAUGAUUUUUCAAAACAUUGAUUCACUGAAAUGUGUGUUUUAUAUGAGUAUGAUAGUGUGCAAAUGUGAGCGUGUGUGUAUGUGUGUGUAUGGCCUAUUGAAGUCCAAGUCCCAAUAUCUGCUGAAUUUUACAACUAAAACAUUUCUUUAGGUCACAGAUACUAAUGUUCUAUUGCCUAUCUGUAUUGAAAUGUAUUCAAUUGAGUUAAUUGACAUUCAUUGCAUCAGAUAUUUGUAGCGUCCUCUAAGCUGAAUGUCUAUGCAGAAGGAUUAGAGAUUUUCUUUUUCUUGUGCAACACUCUACUGAAACAUAUACUUUUAUAGACAUCACAAGGGCAUGGGUUCAAUAUUGUGUUUGUUUUUGUUGUUGUAUGUAUGUAUGUGUGUGUGUGUGUUAUACUGUAUGCAUAUGGACAAUGCUAAAAGUGCCACUGUUUUAAAAAUGUAUUAUUGUUCUGGAUGAGAAUGAUGUCUAUAUGGAAUGUUUUUAUUUGUCAUUUUUAUUAAUUUUUAAUUAAUUGUCAUUCUUAUUUUUCUGGUUUGGUUGGGGGUGGGAAGUUAAGGCACACAUGAGGUUACAUCUAUACUCUAUUUUAAACAAAUGGGAAAAUAUCCAAUCCAGUAGAAUCCAAUAAAACAGUAGAGGAUUCAGUCUGCAGCACAAAGAUCAUGAGCCUGUGUCGAAACAAAGAGCAGGAGACUAACCGCUCAAGUGUGUGCUGAGUCUAAUAUUUACCUUGCUGUGUUGGUUCUGGACUGCACAGGGGUGUCCUGGCCUGCUCACAUAUCAGACAGAUGGCGAUGUAGAAACAGUGGCUUCCUGUGACUUACAGUAUGUCCUAUGAAGAGAGGAGAGAAUAUUUACCAAGGCUCGUGUUCAGUCAUGUGCCUCUAUAUACAGACACAGUGCUCGUGUAAAGCAGUGGUAAAUCCCAAUACUAUUGGAAGGUGUGAAUAUUGUAGUACAGAGCUGUGAUGGUGCACUAGUGGCCAAGAUUCUACCCUGCUCCAGAGACUAUGUGCUGUAUGCACUCAGUAUAUGAAAAGAAGCAGUGAAGUGUGUCAGCUGUCUUUUAGAGAGCCUUCUUUUCAUUCAUAGUGGAGUGUUAGGACAAAAAUAAAGGAAGGUCAUUUCAAAGACAGUACCCAUUGUGCUGGAACUCUCCCAAGGAUAAAUCCAGUGCUUCUAAAAAUAAAUCCAGAAACAAAAGACAAACCUGUUCAAUUUGCUCAAAAUAGAGGCCUUGAAAAUCCUGUUUUGCACCAUUAAACAGCACAUAAAGCUUCAGCAUUAUGACUGAAUCUAUCCUCUCAAAGUGUACCAGAGCCGUACCGGUGAAAUAUGCUCCCUCUUGAUCUAUUUCCAGCAUUGUAAUUGUGUGCUUAACAACAUAUCCACUGGUAAAAUGCUCUACAUCUAAUUAUCAUUGCUUUUGUUGUUACCCAGUUUAACCCCCUAAUGUCCAUAAUGUGCUCACAUUAAAGUCACCACACAGGACAGAUGAGCUUAGAUGUUAGGAAUGCUGUUUUUAAAUGACAAUGAUAUAUAUUUGAUAAAAUGGUUGUGGGAAUAGGUCCUGGAGGGAAAGGGGUCAUGACUGGUUUAUGAUACUGUGAUGUAAACUAACCAUUCUUUUUUUUUUUUUGUAUGGUGAAAGUAAAUUUAAUAUGAAAUUUAAGUACAAUGCACUUUACAAAAAAAGGGACAUGCUAAAUUUUGCACUGUGUUGAAUGUAUUCCUUGCUGGAAAUAAUUUAUUUUUAUUACUGUAAAUAUACAGACAGUAACUCCAAGGAAAGAUAUUGUCAAAUAAAAUGAAAAUUAAAAAUAACUUGAAAACAA
This is a messenger RNA of Anguilla anguilla (European eel), 8098 nucleotides long. RefSeq names its product G-protein coupled receptor 12-like. The record is from RefSeq and is a predicted model, not a curated record. Gene Ontology annotation, cellular component: membrane. Bases 363 to 1394 code for a protein of 343 amino acids. The transcript is spliced from 2 exons. NCBI's taxonomy places the organism in Eukaryota, Metazoa, Chordata, Actinopteri, Anguilliformes, Anguillidae. Gene Ontology annotation, biological process: G protein-coupled receptor signaling pathway. Gene Ontology annotation, molecular function: G protein-coupled receptor activity.